AUGCUUGGCAUCCAUUGUGUGUUUGGGAGACAAUUAGUAUCAAGUCCCGCACUCUCUAGAGUAUCAUAUCACCCAAAUGCUAAUAUCUUAAGACAAACUCCGAGUUUCAAAAAUUUCUCCUCCUCUUUAAAGGCCAGGUCCUCGGAUCCGCUGGAAUCAACUACUUCCCUGAAAUCAGACCCAAACAAUUCAAAUUCAAAUUCAAACUCAAACUCAAACUCAAACCAAAAGUCAAGGAGAUCCUUCCCGCUGUCCAAGAUUGUUAAAUAUUUCUUCUUUUCGGCUGGUGUUAUCAGUUGUUCCUUUGCUGCUGCCCUUGCCGGAUUCUUCAUUUUCGAUUACACAACCUACACCCCUCCCGUAGUCCCUGAAAAUUUGAUUAUCCCCUUUGACUCAUUGAAUCCUAAACGUGGUGGACCUGAAAAUUUACCCAUCUUAUCGAAGAAUUUAGACUCUUAUGAUUCUCCAGAUAAAAUACUAGACUCUCACAAACCAAAAUUGGUUAUCUUAGGUUGCGGUUGGGGGAGCGUGUCGCUGUUGAACCAAUUGGACCCAGACCAAUACGACGUUACAGUACUCUCCCCCACGAACUACUUUUUGUUUACACCAAUGUUGCCCUGUGCAGCAGUUGGUACGUUUGAUAUCAGAACCGUUAUGGAGAGUAUUAGGUCUUUAGUGAAUAAAGUCCAUGGACAUUAUUUGUGUGCAAAGGCCGAAAAAAUCGAAAUCAAUGAUCGACUAAUCAAAGUAAAGGACUUGAAUACAGAACAGUUCUUUUAUAUUCCCUAUGAUAAGUUGGUUGUUGCUGUUGGCUGUACCUCUAAUACUCAUGGAGUCCAAGGUUUGGAACACACCUUACAAUUGAAAACUGCAGUCGAUGCAUUGACCAUUAGAAGGAAACUUAUAAAUAAUUUUGAGAAGGCUUGUCUGCCAACUGUUUCUGAUGAGGAACGUAGAAAAUUGCUCUCCUUUGUAGUUUGUGGUGCAGGGCCAACAGGCGUAGAAGUAGCUGCAGAAAUCUCGGAUUUUGUCAAUGAAGACCUACCUAGGCUAUAUCCAAAAAUAUUAAGGCAAGAGGUUAGUAUACAUAUCAUCCAAUCGAGAUCGCAUAUCUUAAAUACGUAUGAUUCUGCAAUUUCCGAUUAUGCAAUGAAAAAAUUUGCAAGUGAUGAUAUUGAUUUGUUGGUGAAUUCCAGAGUUGAGAAAAUCACUCCUGAGUAUGUCGUCUUCAACCAAAAACAUGCAAAUGGGGAUGUUGAGCGUAAAGAACUACCAUAUGGUAUGUGUAUUUGGUCGACAGGUAUUGGUUUAAAUUCCUUGACUAAAUCGAUUUCAGAUGAUUUGAAACCGCAUCAGAGAAAUAGGAGAGCUCUAGAAACCGAUUCUCAUUUGAGAGUCAUUGGUGCCCCACUGGGUCAAAUCUAUGCAAUUGGUGAUUGUUCCACAGUUCGGACUGAUAUUGGUAGCCAUUUGGAAGAAUAUGUGAAGAACUUUAUUGUCAAGCGUCACAAAUCAUUCUUCAGCUUUAGUGGUGAUGAGAAAGAUAUCCAUGUAAGUGAAGACGAUAUCAAAAAUUUUGAAGUCACAUACUACCAACUCAGAUCGCUGUGUCAGGAAAUUGAAAAGCACUCCCCCUUAGCGGCAGAGGCAAUGAAUCUAGCUGAUGACUUGAUUCCCAAGUAUGAUAAGUCGGGUAAAGGCACAUUGAAGUUUGAGCAACUACAAGCCCUAUUCAAAGAAAUUGAUUCAAAGGUGACGGCCUUACCUGCAACAGCGCAACGAGCACAUCAAGAAGGUGCCUACCUGGGGAAGAAGCUUAAUAAGUUGGCCAGAAUUGAUGAAUCUUUGCCGGAGUAUCAAUCACACAACAAAGACUGGGAUGACACAGUUACAAAACCGUUCAAGUACAAACACCUUGGCUCCUUAGCUUAUAUUGGCAACUCCGCAGUCUUUGAUUUACCUGGACAUCCAUUUUUCGGUGGCUUGGUUGCUAUGUAUCUUUGGAGAUCCAUUUAUUUUUCUCAAAGUGUCAGUUUGCGUACCCGGGCAUUGAUGUUCUUUGACUGGCUAAAGAGAGGAAUCUUUGGUAGGGAUGUUGUCACAGUCUAG
Molecule: messenger RNA, 2109 nt
Organism: Pichia kudriavzevii
Lineage: Eukaryota; Fungi; Ascomycota; Pichiomycetes; Pichiales; Pichiaceae
Exons: 1
Coding region: 1-2109 (702 amino acids)
Molecular function (GO): NADH dehydrogenase activity
Source: RefSeq, a predicted model, not a curated record